AUGUUCCGCGUGAAGGCAGUGCCACUGGUACCCGGCUCGGUGACAAUUCCUAACGAGUUCUCCAAGCGAGAAGAUCUUCUUCCUGCAACAAUCAUCGAACCACUCAAUCCUGGAAGCUGUCCCAGCCCUCCAACCUCUCGGCUAGUUGAUCUCAUUGAAGACCUUGAUAUCAUGUAUUCCCGCGCGGCGCACUCUUUUUCCAGGGCGCCAUCGUUGGAAGAGGAAGGCACUGGGGAUGAUUUGGGACGAUACUUCCCGCGGCGACAGCAAGGAAUAGAGAUCUCUGAAUCUGAGUUUGAGCUUGAAGAUGAGGACGAAGAAUAUGAGGACGGGACUGAGGAGCGAAGACCUUCAAAAUAUGAUGUGAAACCACCUGCGAGACUCUCAGUCCAACCUCGAGACGCGACAGCUUCCACGCAUUCCACUCCCCGAUCCGUCUAUAGAAGUUCUAAAAUACAGCACUCGCAGCAAGCGACUCCUACUGGCGCAAGAUCUCCGAUCUCUACACCCCGCCGCUCAGAAGCAUCUCGAUUCCGUGGUAGCGGUCGGAGUCUUCCGUCUCGAGCACCACCGACACCAGAGUUCUCUCUUCCCGAGGACAUCGUCGCUGCUGCAAAGGAUGACCUUUAUGACGAGAACAAUGCAGAGGAUACUAAAGGAUCCGCCUUUGUCGAACGAAAUCUUCGAAAGAGAACUCUUCAACAGACAAAGCCUGACAAAUUCGACAAGCACCGAUAUAACCUAUCCCGGAAGACUGGCCAUGAGGCUAACCCCAAAAAGGUGGAGAAGGCAAUCCAAGAUGAGAUCGGAGUGAGGGAACACAAACAAACCAAGAAGAAACCUCGAGGAUCAAGUAGGAACUCGACCAAAAGCAAAGCCAAAACUUCGACCCCGAGGGAGCAGACUGCGGACAAACGCCGUCUAUCUAACUCAGCCGGUUCAGUCUCCCCUUCACCAGAGACUGAUAGCGAGCAUGUCUUCGACCCGGCGAGGACCACGCUGCGCGUGUGUUUGGACGGCUUUCAUGGUGGCGCAGCGAUCCCAAUUCCCCUCAACGAAUGUGACAGCAAUGACAAGCGGGUCGAUUCCAUUCUCAAGUUCUGGGGGUGGAAGUUCACUGGGACCGGCUUCUCUUACGCAAUCGUGUCGUUUCCGUGGUUGACCGAGCAAUCCAACAUUCUACUUCGCCCUGGAUUGCCCGAGAGCUUCAAGGGCAUGAGGGCCGAGAUUGAAAAUGCACCUAUCCGGGCCGAAGGGCGACAUGAGAGAUGUGACGUUCAGGUGACGGUUUACCAGCAACAAUGA
This is a messenger RNA of Cladophialophora bantiana CBS 173.52, 1305 nucleotides long. RefSeq lists its product as uncharacterized. The transcript has a single exon. The record is from RefSeq and is a predicted model, not a curated record. The coding region runs from base 1 to 1305 and encodes 434 amino acids. NCBI's taxonomy places the organism in Eukaryota, Fungi, Ascomycota, Eurotiomycetes, Chaetothyriales, Herpotrichiellaceae.